AAAGAAAAAAAAAAACUAGGGAAAGGUUUGGAUAGAUAUGUCGAAUCGAAAGCCGAGUUUUAGGUUUGAGAUUGAUAACUUCUCGGAGAAGAAAGCUCAUAUUAUAUCGUCUAAUACAUUCAAGAGCGGCGGAUGCGAAUGGUUUUUAGCCGUUUAUCCCAAGGGAGAUCGUCUUGCUGAUGGUCACCUGUCUUUGUACCUGCAAGUUGCCAAUGAUAGAACGUUGCAACCUGGAUGGAAAAGGAGUAUUAACUUUUACUUUGUUUUGUUGAAUCAAUCAGGCAAAGAACUCUACAAAACCGGUUUAGGACAAAACAGCUUUUGCGCUGAAAAUCCAGCAUGGGGUUUCCAGAAGGCCUUGCCUCUAAGCAAGUUUCAGGAAGAAGGGUUUUUGGAAAAGGACAAACUCAUCAUUGAAGUCUACAUAAAUGGAGGAGAAGUUGAAGAUGUAUCCAACAAGAAGAAGACUGUUGACAUCAACGGUUUUCAAGUUUUUGCUUCUCAGGUAACUAAAGUGGGAAAGAUAUUCACAGAGCACCCAGACAUUGCUUUAGAUUUCAAACCAACGAAACAAGAAGUGAAGACAGCGUACAUGAAUGUCCUCCUCAGGGUCAUUAAAACACUCAAUAAGCCUCCAAAGAGCCUUUCAGAGACUAGACUUAACAAGGCUAGCAGCGAGUUGAGUGAGCUGAUGAACGUAGGCUUCAAGCUGGACUGGCUGAAGUUAAAGCUUGAUGAGGUUACGUUGGAGAGGAAGAAACCAGAUGCUGAUGGGUCUAAGGUCCAACAACUCGAGGAACGUGUCAAGCAUCUUGAGCUGAAGCUUGAUGAGGUUAAUGAGUCUCGUACCCAACAAGUAGAGGAACGUGUCAAGAAACUUGAGCUGAAGCUUCAUCAGGCUUCCUUUAGUAAGAGCUUAUCAGAUGAUGCCAAUGAGUACCGUGCCCAACAAGUAGAGGAACGUGUCACUAAUCUUGAGCUUAUGGAAGUGGGCUUCAAGCUCGCCUCUUUGAAUACAAAGCUUGAUGAGUUUUCUUUGGAGAGGAAGAAAACAGAUGAGAAACGUGGCAAGAAUCUUGCGCUGAUGGAAUUGCGUUUGAAUACGAAGCUUGGUGACUUGGAGAGGAAAACUUCAUAUGAUACUAGUGUCUUUGACUCUCGAAUCGAACAAAUGGAGAAGUAUGGCAUGGGUCUAAGGUUCAAACUGGAAAGCUUGAUCACAAAGCUUGAUGAGAUCUCCAAAGAGAGGAAGAAAGCUGAUGAUGCUGAUGGUUAUCUGGUCCAAAAACACGAGGAAAGCAUCAAGAACAUUGAGAUGAUGAUCUCGCAGGUCAAAGUUGAACUUGACAAGAAAAAGGACAAGACUUCUGAUGAUGGGUUUCUGCUAGUCGACUAGGUUGCUUGACGCAGAGAGAUCAUCAAGUUAUUAGUUUAUAUCGUCUUUUUUUUAGAAGACACUACAAUAGUUUUUUACCCUUUUUCAUUUUAAUGCUGCUUUCUGAAUAGACUGGUUCCGAACGUUUGCAAGCUUAGCUUAUGUUAUUUGUUUCGUUUUAUUCUUG
Molecule: messenger RNA, 1562 nt
Organism: Brassica oleracea var. oleracea
Lineage: Eukaryota; Viridiplantae; Streptophyta; Magnoliopsida; Brassicales; Brassicaceae
Product: MATH domain and coiled-coil domain-containing protein At2g42480-like
Exons: 4
Coding region: 38-1396 (452 amino acids)
Molecular function (GO): protein binding
Source: RefSeq, a predicted model, not a curated record